UCCCCACUUUGACAUUUUUGGGGAAAAACCCCCCAACACUCUUCUUCUACAUUCUUAUUCCCAAUAUCAAAUUCUCCCCCAAAUCAAAAACCCUAGCUUUCAUGGAUUCUCGCCUCUUUCUCGCUCUUUCACUCUGUUUCUUCUCCCUCUCCCUCUUCCCUCACACAUCCCACUCCAGAGCUCGAGUCCAGAACCUGAUCGACCUCAAAAAAACUGUGGGAUCUGUGAUCAAAUUGAAGAGAGGCCCUUCUUCUACUACAUUUGAUCCGGCUCACGUCUCUCAGCUCUCAUGGAAGCCCAGGGCUUUUCUGUACAAGAAUUUUCUGACUGAGGAGGAGUGUGAUCAUCUGAUCAACCUGGCCAAAGAUAAGCUGGAGGUGUCCAUGGUGGCUGAUAAUGACUCUGGUAAGAGUAUAAAGAGUGAAGUGCGGACGAGCUCUGGAAUGUUUCUCUCGAAAGCUCAAGAUGAAGUAGUUGCCAACAUUGAGUCCAAGAUUGCUGCAUGGACUUUCCUUCCAAUUGAAAAUGGGGAGGCGAUGCAGAUACUGCAUUAUGAAAACGGUCAAAAGUAUGAGCCACAUUUCGAUUAUUUUCAUGACAAAGCCAAUCAAGAAUUGGGUGGCCACCGAGUUGCCACUGUAUUGAUGUAUCUCUCUAAUGUCAACAAAGGUGGGGAGACAGUCUUUCCCCAAGCGAAGGUGAAAACACUUCAGAACAAGGAUGAGGAGGUCCUGUCUGAAUGUGCUAAAAAUGGAUAUUCUGUGAAACCGUUCAAGGGUGAUGCGUUGCUGUUUUUCAGUCUUCUUCCUAACGCAACAACCGAUCCAAACAGUUUGCAUGGGAGCUGCCCUGUCAUUGAGGGUGAGAAAUGGUCUGCAACCAAGUGGAUUCAUGUGAGAUCCUUUGAAAAGUCAAUAAAGAUGGUACAUAGCGGGGAGUGCACAGAUGAGAACACAAACUGCGCUACAUGGGUUAAAGCCGGUGAAUGUGAGAAGAACCCUACAUACAUGGUGGGUUCAGUCGAUCAACCCGGGUUUUGUAGGAAGAGUUGCAAGGCCUGCUCAUCUUAGGGCAGUUAUGUUCCUUCCUAGUUCUUUCUAUACGGAAAGUGAUUGUUAUUUAGAUGUAUAUAACAUUGAGUUCUUUCCCAGAUCAACUUUCCUAGCACAUUCAUAAUGUACUUACACAGUUUACUAUUACAAAAAUGAACAUGUAGGUCAAAUUAUUCUAUUA
This is a messenger RNA of Argentina anserina (silverweed cinquefoil), 1233 nucleotides long. Its product is annotated as probable prolyl 4-hydroxylase 7. The coding region runs from base 102 to 1070 and encodes 322 amino acids. Gene Ontology annotation, cellular component: endoplasmic reticulum. The transcript is spliced from 8 exons. Gene Ontology annotation, molecular function: L-ascorbic acid binding; procollagen-proline 4-dioxygenase activity; iron ion binding. Gene Ontology annotation, biological process: peptidyl-proline hydroxylation to 4-hydroxy-L-proline. Lineage: Eukaryota; Viridiplantae; Streptophyta; Magnoliopsida; Rosales; Rosaceae. The record is from RefSeq and is a predicted model, not a curated record.